Molecule: messenger RNA, 3267 nt
Organism: Closterium sp. Naga37s-1
Lineage: Eukaryota; Viridiplantae; Streptophyta; Zygnematophyceae; Desmidiales; Closteriaceae
Source: the annotation of a GenBank genome assembly
AUGGAGGUGUUCGUGGGCGGGCUGGACAAGGACGCGUCGGAGGAGGACGUCAAGCGCGUCUUCGGCCGCGUCGGGCAGAUCGCGCACGUUCGCCUGCCGCGCGACGCCGCGACCGGGCGCAACAAGGGCUACUGCUUCGUGCAGUACGCCACUGAAGGCGCUGCGCGCCGAGCUGCCUCUGAACUGGACCGAAUACUGGUGCGGGGGAGGCCGGUGGGGGUGUUGGGCGGCGAGCAGGAGGACACGCUGUUCAUCGGGAACAUCAACAAGACGUGGUCCAAGGCCAAGAUAGAGGCGGUGCUGGCGGGGGCUGGCGUGGGGGCGUGGGAGGCGCUGACGUUCAUGGAGGACCCGCAGCACGCGGGGCACAACCGCGGCUUUGCCUUCCUUGAGUUCGCCUCGCACCGCGCCGCCGCUGCCGCCAAGCAGCGCCUGCAGCAAGCGGACGUGAGCCUGGGCGUGGACCGCCCGCCCCGCGUCUCGUGGGCCGCGCCCCUCAACGAGCCCGACCAGCGCGUCAUGGCGCAGGUGAAGAGCAUUUUCGUGGACGGCAUGCCGCCCUCGUGGGACGAGCCGCGGGCGGCGGGGUUUUUCGGGCGGUACGGGCAGAUAGAGCGCGUGGUGCUGGCGCGCAACCUGCCGUCCGCCAAGCGGCAGGACUACGGGUUCAUCAACUACUCCACUCGCGAGGCUGCCCUCGCUGCCAUUGCUGCCCUCAACGGCUCACAAGUCGUGGAUGGAAACUUCCAGAUGAAGAUGCGUGUGACUCUGGCCAAGCCGCAGGACCGCAAGCCGCGCCACCCGCCUCCCGGCGGCAGGGCGGGAGGGGGGGAGCAGCGCCGGGCGGACUUUGGGGACGGCAGCGUGACGGCACUGCUGGAGGCGCUGAGGGAGCAGGCAGAGCGCGAGGAGCGCGGGGAGGGCGCACAGGGGGCGCAAGCUGGGGAGGGGGAAGGCGCAGGGGCGGAGGUCAAAACGGAGGGUGGUGGCGAUGGGUCGAGUGGAGUGGGGACAGGGGAGGGGGUGAAGCAGGAAGGAGGGGGCGUGAGGGAGCAGGAGGGAGGGUUGGCAGGGAGUGCAGCGGCGGCAGUAGAAGCAGCUCUGGCAAACGAAUCCAAGGGUGCGGGCGAUGGGGAGGGGGACGCAGAAGGGGAAACAGAGGAAGGGGCAGAGGGGGAGGCAGGGACGCCAGGGAAAGCGCGUGCGGGGGAGAGGGAGGGGAAGAACACGGCAGGGCUGAAUCGGUUUGAGUGUGCGGUGUGUGUGUUUGGGUCGGACGACGAGAGCGAGUACCUGUCGCACCAGCUGUCGCGCGUGCACAGCAUCGUGAGCAUGUUCCGACAGGACCUGAAGCUGUCGAACAAGACGCCCCUCAGCAUGCUCAACGAGCUCGCCAUGCGCAACAAGAUCGAGGUGACGUACGAGCUCAAGGGCGAGCCAACAGGCCCCUUUGACGCGUCAGCUUCACUGGGGGGCGGGCCGAACGCCAUCCCGUGGGUGUGUGGCGAGGCGCGCGCGGGCAUGAAGCUGCGCGCCAAGCAGAUGGCGGCAGCAGCGGCGCUGGAGAUGCUGCUGCAGGCGGGCGUGGGGGAGAGCGAGCUCACCCGCCCGGGGCAGGCGCGCCUCAAGCAGAUGGGCAAGGGCAAGGGCGGCAGAGGCUCGCCUGGAGGGGCGCAGCGCGGGGGGCGAGGGGCGUAUGGCGGGCGCGGAGGGGGGGAUAGGGGCCGGGCGGAUAGGGAUGGUGGGGGGUAUGGGGGGUGGGGGACAGGGGACGUGGAAAGGGGAGUGGGUGGGUAUGGUUCCUUGGGGGUGUAUGGGGGAGGGGCGAUCGGCACGGGGUUGGGGGAGGCGGCAGCGGGGGAGAGUUACGCAGAGAGGCUGGGGCGCAUUCAGGGUAUGCACUACGUGAUGCGCUCGGGCCUGCCUCCUGUCUCGCCUAGCAUGCAGCCUCUUGCUCCUCCCGCUGCCCCACCGCUGGGUGCGGGCUUGGGGGCAGCGGCAGGGGGAUAUGGUGCUCCCAGCACGGGUUAUGCCGCCUCUGGGGCUGCAUAUGGUGGCCAGUAUGGUGGCGCGCAGUACAGUGCGGUGCAGCAGUACGGUGGCAAGUAUGGCGGGGCUUCGUACGGUGCGGUGCCGUACGGUGGGGCGCAGUAUGGAGGGGCGGCGUACGAGGGGCAGUAUGGGCGGGCAGAGGGAGCAGCGAGUGGAGGGAAGCGGCCGUACCCCCCUGCUGACAACCCUGACGGCCUUCAUGCCAGCCAGCGACCACGCACCGACCCCUACGCUCCCGCCGCUCCCCCCACACGCUCUGCCUACUCCAACCCCCCGCCCGCACACCCCUACAGCGCGCCUCCGCCUCCCCACCCCUACUCCACGCCUCCCGCUCAUCCCUACACCAACCCGCCACCAACACACCCGCCCCCCUCCAACCCUCCUUCCUCCUACCCCUCUGCGCACACCUAUCCCGCCCCACCCUCUUACCCGCCGUCCUACUCCUACCCUCCUGCCCCUUCUGCUCCAUACGGCACUGGGGGUGCAUCAUCCGCACCAGCCGCAGCACCACCACCAGCGCCACCCCCGUACUACCAGCAGCAGCACCCGCAGUCACAGCAGGCGGCCGGGGCGAGCAGCGGCAGCAGCGCAGGCGGUGCAGAGCGCUCCUACGCACACUCUCACCACUACUCGACCCAGCCGCAGCAGCAGCCGUAUCAGCAGCCGUACUCACAGCAGCAGCCGCCACCCCCGCAGCAGCCGUAUCAGCCACCAUACGAGCAGCCACAGCAGUACCAGCAGCCACAGCAGCAGCAGCAGCAACAGCAGCGGCAGCAGGCUUAUGAUCAGAAGCCCCCACAGCCGCCGCAGCAGCAGCAGCAACAGCAGCAAUCGGCAGCAGGGGUGGCAGAGAGAGGCCGUGGUGGAGAGGGAGGGGGACAACAGCAGGAAGUGAAGCGAGAUGGGGGAGGGCAGGGGGGCUAUGCAGGAGGGGCGCCGCCCCCCAGCACUGCAGGUGGUUACGGGGGUGCAUAUGGGGGCGCGUAUGCAGGCCUGUAUGGUAACACCCAUGCUGCCGCCACUUCCGCAGCUCCUGCUCCUCCCGCCGCCCAUGCUUCAGCGCCGCCCGCCCAGGCUCAGCCGCCACCGUCUGCUGGCCAGUCCCCUGCUCCUGCGGGUGGUGCGGGCGGUGGCGGGGGGGCAGCGGGUGCAGGCGGUGCGACGGGGACGAGUGCGUACGGGCAGUAUGCGUCGGUGCCCACCACCUACUACUGA